UCAAACCCACAAAUGAGUAUUUCCUGAGCAGGUUACACGUUUUUCGCGGCCAGACCGGAAAUACGAGUGUCUGGUCACAACUUUUCUGUACAAUUCUCGCCCGUAGGCGGCGGUAAUUCCCGGCUUGUUUCAUUAAAAGCUUCGACGAAGAAAGCGGCCGCAGUGGCCUUGCGGCGUCUUGGUCUUGUCUUGCACUACAGCUUCCAGCAUCAACACCGCCCAUCCCUUAUUUUUGUUCUCCUCGGGAAUCAGGCCAACCACACCGGACUACUUUGUCACCGGACUGUUUUACUUGGACGUCAGUAUGUCCGACAAGAGUGAGCUGAAGGCCGAGCUAGAGAGGAAGAAACAGCGCAUCGCGCAGAUUCGAGAGGAAAAGAAGAGAAAAGAAGAGGAGAAGAAGAAGAAGGAUGGAGACUCAAAGCGUGCUGUGGAGGCAGGUGGCGAAGACUCGGACCUGGAGAAGAAGAGGAAGGAGGCCGAGGCUUUGCUGCAGAGUGUUGGCAUUACCCCUGACAUACAACAUGCCACAGCUCAGCCCCUGAGGGUAGUAACAGAGGAUACCUGUCUAUUUCACUACCUAGUCCCCGCCCCCAUGUCUCCCUCCAACAAAUCAGUGGCCAGCGACGCGGGAAGCCAGGAUUCCGGGGACGGAAACGCAGGACCAAGGACUUUGCAUUGGGAUCCUGACCCCUCUACUCUGCAACUCCACUCCGACUCUGAGCUAAUGGGGCGUGGGGCUGUGAGGCUCGGCAUGUCUAAAGUGACCCAAGUGGACAUUGUCCCCAAAGAAAUGGUCUCCUAUUCAAAAGAAACCCAGACCCCCACUGAAGCUCACACAGAUCAAAAAGCAGAUGAGGAUGAGGAUGAUGAGAUAAGUGCGCCCCCACCAGCAGAGGAUGCUCAGGAGGAGAAGGAGGACCAGGGCGACCAACAUGAGGAAGACACCCCCAAGGAGCUGACAGAGGAAGAGAAGCUGCAGGUCCUGCACUCAGAGGACUUCCUGGCUUUUUUCGAACGAGGCAGCAGGAUUUUGGAGCGGGCAUUGUGCGAGCAGGUGGACGUCUGCUUUGACUACAGUGGGCGAGAUCUUGAGGACAAGGAAGGGGAUUUGCAGGCCGGUGCCAAGAUGGUUCUGAGCAGACAGUUUGCAGAUGAACGCUGGACCAAAAACAGAGUGGUCACCUGUCUGGACUGGUCUCCUCAGUACCCAGAGCUGCUUGUGGCCUCCUACAACAACAACGAGGACUCUCCCCAUGAGCCUGAUGGAGUAGCGCUGGUCUGGAACUUGAAAUACAAAAAGAACACCCCGGAGUACAUCUUUCACUGCCAGUCAGAGGUGAUGUCAGCCGGCUUUGCCAAGUUUCACCCCAACUUAGUUGUUGGCGGCACCUACUCGGGACAGAUUGUCUUAUGGGACAACCGCAGCAACAAGCGAACCCCGGUCCAGAGAACCCCGCUGUCUGCCACUGCACACACUCAUCCCGUUUACUGUGUGAACGUGGUGGGAACCCAGAAUGCCAACAACUUGAUCAGCAUCUCCACAGAUGGCAAGAUGUGCUCAUGGAGCCUGGACAUGUUGUCCCAGCCGCAGGACAGUCUGGAGCUGGUGUUCAAGCAGAGCAAGGCAGUAGCUGUCACCUCCAUGGCCUUCCCGCUCGGCGACGUCAACAACUUUGUCGUGGGCAGCGAGGAUGGGUCCGUCUACACCGCCUGUCGGCACGGGAGUAAGGCGGGCAUCACCGAGGUAUUCGAGGGCCACCACGGCCCCGUGACGGGUUUAAGCUGUCAUACCGCAGCAGGACCUGUGGACUUCUCUCACCUCUUCAUCUCCUCUUCUUUCGACUGGACUGUCAAACUGUGGAGCACCAAGAGCACCCGCCCGCUGUACUCCUUCGAGGACAGUUGCGACUACGUGUACGAUGCCAUGUGGUCUCCGACGCACCCUGCACUCUUCGCCUGCGUGGACCUCGCCGGACGUCUGGACUUGUGGAACCUCAACAGUGACACAGAGGUUCCCACUGCCAGCGUGUAUGUGGAAGGGGCUCCAGCGCUGAACCGAGUGCGGUGGGCUCACUCCGGAAAAGAGAUCGCCACCGGAGACUCUGAGGGACAAGUGCAGGUGUACGAUGUGGGCGAGCAAAUCUGCGUGCCCAAGGUUGACGAGUGGACGCGCUUCGUCAGGACUCUGGCCGACAUCAAUGAGAACAGAGACGAAGCCGAGGAGCUCACCAACGUUUGAUGACACAACCGCUCUUCUUUUCAUACACUACAUCCC
Hippocampus comes (tiger tail seahorse) is the source of this 2278-nucleotide messenger RNA. Its product is annotated as cytoplasmic dynein 1 intermediate chain 2-like. Gene Ontology annotation, biological process: transport along microtubule. Gene Ontology annotation, molecular function: dynein heavy chain binding; dynein light chain binding. Gene Ontology annotation, cellular component: cytoplasmic dynein complex. NCBI's taxonomy places the organism in Eukaryota, Metazoa, Chordata, Actinopteri, Syngnathiformes, Syngnathidae. The record is from RefSeq and is a predicted model, not a curated record. The coding region runs from base 305 to 2242 and encodes 645 amino acids. The transcript has 17 exons.